Molecule: messenger RNA, 1541 nt
Organism: Vespula vulgaris
Lineage: Eukaryota; Metazoa; Arthropoda; Insecta; Hymenoptera; Vespidae
Product: mpv17-like protein 2
Exons: 3
Coding region: 694-1359 (221 amino acids)
Biological process (GO): mitochondrial ribosome assembly
Cellular component (GO): cytoplasm; membrane
Source: RefSeq, a predicted model, not a curated record
AUACUAUAUAUUGUUGCCUGAGAGGAAUGGAAAAAAAUGUCUGAUAUGAAAGAACAUAUAUCGAGUAGUAUGGGCGAAAUACGAAACGGUGUGAGAUUGUACUGCGCAAACGCGUCGAUUCUUUUGACAACGGCCGCUUGUAUAUUUAAAGAGGUUUCGCCAUUAUAAAAUGUCAGUAAUACACGGAAUUUGUUACACGAUGGUAAGAUCUCUUAUCGAUACCAUCAUUAUAUCGUUGAUAUAAAAUAGUGAGGGGGAAACGCGGAAUCGCGGGAAGGAAGAAAGGAAAAAAAAAAUUAAUUGAAAGUUAUGCUACUUAAAAUUAAACAAUUUCAACUACAUAAGCAUCGACGAAUUAAGAUCCACGCGAACGUUAAUGCAUUUAAAUAACAAUCUAUUUGCAGAGUCAUAAAGCUAAUGUGUAAAAAAGAUAUUAGUAAGAUAGAUCCAUAAAAGUCAUCUCUUGUGCGAAUCCUCUUUAUUAUUUGAUAUUACUAUAUGUUCUGAUAUAUAUAUAUUUAUAUAUAUAUAUAUAUGUACUUAGAGAUUUAUCCCAGAACAAAUUAUCCUGACAAUUGAGUUACGAAAAAUAAAAGUGAGAAAAGAUCUAGUCGUUUAAACAUUGAUCAUUGCAUUUCAAUUUUAUUACUCUCUCCCUGGUUCAUUUCUUUUAAAAGAUUAUUCAUUUAACAAAUGCAUAUUCUGCGAAAAUUAUUCGGUAGGUACCUUCUCGUUACAAAUACUAUUAGCUGCGGCUUGAUGAUGGCAGCUGGUGAUAUGAUACAGCAACGUAGGGAACACUGGAAACGGUAUCGUUACGAGGAUUAUUUUUCAAGCGGUGGAACCGCUCGUGUGAUCGCAGCAUCGCUAGAGGAAGAUACAACGGAAGAAGAAGAAAAAAAGAUUAUGGAUGUUGCGACGUUAUACGAACAUAAUUAUGUUCGAACGAGAAACAUGACAUUAGUAGGUCUUAUCCAAGGACCCUUUCAUCAUUGUUUCUAUGGUCUACUUGAGAAAAUAGCACCUGGGAAAAAAGCGAGAUCUAUUAUAAAAAAGACUUUUCUAGAUCAACUAAUCGCUAGUCCUACGUGCCUAAUUAUAUUUUUCGGUGGUCUUGGUCUAAUGGAACGAGACAAAGUCGAAGAAGCUUAUAGGGAAAUCAAAGUGAAAUUGAUCGAAGCUUGGAAAGUCGACUGUUGUUUUUGGCCUCCAGCUCAAUGUGUAAACUUUUUAUUCGUUCCUCUACAAUAUCGAGUACUCUAUAUAAAUGUUAUGACUAUGGUGUACGAUAUUUUUCUAUCGCACAUUAAAUACGUAAGUAUCUUCGCGAAUAAUAUUUCCACGUUUAUUUUUCGAUAGAAUUUUUCAAGGAUCUCUUAUUCGUUUGCAGGAUGCUCACUACGAUUGACAAGAAACUGUGUAUUAGUUAAGGAAUAAAUUGUAUUAGAUCAUAGACUGCGCUAAAUAUGUAUUGUUAUAUUAUAUUAAAUUUAUAGGAUAAGGUUUUUUGAUAAAGGAAAAUAAAUGAAUUUUUUCUUUAA